UCUUACCAAGCAUGUCAACUUCCAGCUUAGGCGGUCCGAGCAGGCUGAGAGGGUCAAAUAAUGCAACACAAAUGAAACGACACUCAGCAUUUGAUGAUUUGGAAGAUGAGGAGUAUGACGAGAGACCGAAUCGAAAUGGAUCAUCGGCCGCUGGAAGAUGGAAGGAUGAAGCCUUGUCUGGCUAUUCUGCAAGAGAUGAGAGAAGGGAAAAAGGAACGCAACAGCAGAAACUUGUCAUUCAAAAACAAGCAGAUGCAAAUUGGAUGGAAGAACGUAAGAGGAGAUUGGGAUUGGAGAAAUAUCGCAAAGAGUUGGGUAGCUUGUCCGGUGGCUUUGGUGGUGGGAACAGAGACAGCAGCAACGCACAGCCAUCGACCGAGAGGGUGGGAGAUGAAGAGCAAAAAACUGGCCUGGAAAUACGAUACCGAUCGGAAAAUGCAGAUGAUGACCGGAUGCAGACGGAUCACGAUGAGGAGAUUAACUCAGAAGUGGAGACGCAACCUGUUACAGCAGAUAUCACAGACGAGGACACAGAAGCACGAGCAGCAUUACUCUCAGGAAAGAGCAACAGCACGAAACGUGAUAAUGUGAUCAUCACUCCUAUAACAGAAGAACAGGCUUUACAGCGGGAUAUGGAUUCAAGACCUGAUGCUCCUUCUUUGUCCGAUUAUGCAAGUAUGCCAGUGGAUGAUUUUGGCGCUGCUUUGUUGAGAGGGAUGGGAUGGCAAGAAGGCAUGGGUGCUGGCAAACAGAGACAAGGCCCAACAAGUGCUCCACAAGUCAAGAAGCGGGCUGCGCUACUUGGACUUGGCGCAAAAGAAAGGGAGCCGGUCGAUGAUCGCGAUAACAAAAAGGGUGGAUCUUCCCAUCGAUCAUCAAAUAAGCCAGAACGUAGAUACGUACCUGUCACACGCAAAGAGAGGGAAGAGGAAGAGAGUGGAAGAGAACCACAUUCCAAAUCAAGCAAAGAUCGAAAGAGAUCGUACAGUCCGCCAAGCUCGAGAGGCGGUCGAUAUGACGACGACAGGGAACGAUCCAGACGUCGUGAUGAAUCAAGAAGAGAUCGGGAUAGACACGACGAUCGCUACUCUGAUCGCAAACGUAGUGACAGAGAUUACGACAGGAGACGAGAUGAUCGCUCACGCAGAGAUGAUCACAGAGAUCGACAUAGAUCAGAACGAUAACAAUCAAUAUACCCAAAGCAGGAAAUCAUUUUGCAUGCAUGCUGAUGAUAUUACAUGUGUAAAAUUAGUACAAGAUUAAAAAAGGAAUAAGAAU
Messenger RNA from Meira miltonrushii, 1278 nucleotides. RefSeq lists its product as uncharacterized. Gene Ontology annotation, cellular component: spliceosomal complex. Gene Ontology annotation, molecular function: nucleic acid binding. Gene Ontology annotation, biological process: mRNA splicing, via spliceosome. The coding region runs from base 12 to 1184 and encodes 390 amino acids. NCBI's taxonomy places the organism in Eukaryota, Fungi, Basidiomycota, Exobasidiomycetes, Exobasidiales, Brachybasidiaceae. The transcript has a single exon. The record is from RefSeq and is a predicted model, not a curated record.